CGAGAGCUACACUGCAAGCUUAUAGAACAGGAUACGCAAGAGACGCAGUGAUGAUCAGAUACCUCACAUUCCUGGUGAUCCUGGUCGGUGGUCGCGCCUCUGCUGCCGGUUAUGGGGCUCAGCAACAGGCAUGUGUAAUCACCACCACUGCAGUUGUAGAGGCCCCUCGCUAUGUAACCCAGACUCUGACCAAGCCUGUCUACGUCACAGAUUACCAGACCAAGUACCAGACCCAGUAUCAAACCCGGUACCAGACCCAGUAUGUUUCGAAAGUAGAGGAGGUGCCCGUGUAUCAUACCAAGACAGUGCCCCAAUACUAUACCAAGACGCAGCAAGUGGCAAACUAUAUUACUCAGACAGUUCCCAGCUACAUUACCAAAACUGUCAAGCAGACAUAUUACGUCUCUAUACCUUGCAAAAUAACAGCUGGAAACUCCGGAGGCUAUGGGAGGAGACGUUAAAAGAACUACCAUACUACCAUACAAUAUAUUUUUUUUCAUUAUCGACUCGAUGAUACCUUUGUGAAGUUAGCGACGACUGUCUGAAUCCGACGCGCCCGAAUAAUGACGGUUUUCAAAUUAUCUCCCCAAUCAUUAUGCAAUAAUCAACAAACUGUCAACUAUCAUCAGUCAUUACCAGCCUUUCAGGUGCACUUAUCAUGAUAAAAAGAAUGUAUUGGAUGUAUAACAAGGACAAACAAUUAUGCAAACGUAAUCUACAAUCCUUUAUCUUUUCAUAUGAUCAUUUGAUUUAU
Messenger RNA from Penaeus indicus, 754 nucleotides. RefSeq lists its product as uncharacterized. The record is from RefSeq and is a predicted model, not a curated record. The transcript is spliced from 5 exons. NCBI's taxonomy places the organism in Eukaryota, Metazoa, Arthropoda, Malacostraca, Decapoda, Penaeidae. The coding region runs from base 51 to 461 and encodes 136 amino acids.